Molecule: messenger RNA, 330 nt
Organism: Paramuricea clavata
Lineage: Eukaryota; Metazoa; Cnidaria; Anthozoa; Malacalcyonacea; Plexauridae
Source: the annotation of a GenBank genome assembly
AUGAAAACCUCAGGAAUGAAACUCUUGAUAGCUGUUGUAAUAACAGUGGUUGUCUUGGCAACAAGCGCGUCGUCAACGAAAGACGUACGAGUUAUAUGCAACUACAAAAUUUCGGGUAAGAAAUGCAGUGACUGUUGCGGAAGAGCUUAUACUCAUUGCAAGAUAUAUUGUAAAAACUUGGGUUGUGACCCUUAUCAACCGCAUGUAUGCGACGUAAAAAACAGCAACAAGUAUUUCAUGUAUUCAUUCAACGCAAAGGGUUGCUCAACAUGCACGGAUAACAGGCGACGUAGUUUCGAAAGUAACGAUCCUUCAGCUGUUGUCAAUUAG